CACUUCUCUACUUUCCCGCUCCUGUUGUUUACAAGAGGGGAUCUCUGGGAAGUGGUGCUCAUGGCAACCAUCAUAAACACUUUUCAGUAGCUACGUUUUCGCUGCUUGUACAAAACGGGGCGCAAAGGGCAAGGAUCGUUGUUGUCAUGGCGUUCUGUAAGGACCAAUACUAUGAAAGAAUUGGAUCCAUUCAACAAAGCAUGCACGAAAGGGAAAAGAGGAGACUUGAGUUGGAGAGGGAGUUGUUUGCUUACUGCAGAUCUGACAAGAGAGGUUCUCAGAUAAAGUGUGCCACACUCCGUGGUUAUCUCAAGGAAAUCCGUGAGAGAGAAAAACAAGCGAAAAUUCGAAACUUUGAGCUCCUGAGAGAUGUGGAGUGCAUUGAAAUGAGCAUGAAGGAGCACUGUCCUGACCGUAACCCUCUGGAUGAACACAAGGUUGAAUGCUUGAAUAGAAUUUCCAGAUUUAUGGCAGCAAGGCAGAAGAAAGAAGAGACAAAUCUUAAAAUAGACAAGGGAGAUUUGUUGAAUUGCCAUCCUCAGGGUGAGUCCCCCUUACCACAGGCCAGGGGUUUACGCCAACCAUCUGUAAUCUUCAUGGGUCGCCAGACCUCCAGAAGUUCCGCGGCUGAAGAUGCCACCACAAGUAUACACUUACGACAAGCGGAGCGUCAUUCGCCAGAUCAUCUCUCACAUGCCUCGGAAUGCCUGCAAAGUGGCCUUUUGAAUGACUCCAAAGUUUCCAGAGAGGUCGUUGCCGAGAGCGGAGCGUCUUUAUCAGUUGACAUUUCAGGCUCAAACGAUUCCCCCGACGGCUGUAAUUUGUGUGACAAACAUGAAAGGACGGCGGCAGUGGUUCCAUCUGUUCGUACCUUAACAGCCAGCGCCGGCGUGCCUUUUAGAGGUGAUGAACAACUGACUUCACCUCGAGUGACCUUGACGAGGCCUGAGAAGAAUAGCCCAUCGCCCAACACUAUCAGCCAUAUGUGGGACAGGAAUUCACCUGCAGAAUACACUCGGGGUAGAGGGUCUGGUCAUCAGGAGAGCAUAAAAGAAGGUUUGGAGAGAGUUCUGCAAAGAUCACCGCCUCAAACUGACUUGGGAAAAGAAUCUCAAGAUGUGCCAGAGAAGAGUGAAACCCUCAGUAGAUCCAGUUCCAGUAUGGAGCUGUCAGUGACCAGCAGUGGUAGUGACCUGUCUAUCUCCCUGACUGAGUCUGACCUGGCUGAGCUACCAAAGGUGCCAGAGGGUGUAGUCCAUGUAGACAGCCACACCAGGAGGACAGACAGCCCACCACAGAGGAGUGCUAUUCCACCCAGCGAGAGGGAGCUCCGCAGCGCCAGUGUUCACAGUCAAUCACUGGACACUCCAGAGCCUAGGAACAGACCAGAAUCACGUAGCGAAUCCACGUCUCCAGAAAUCCCAUUGAAAAGGCUGUCCAUGGAGGGAUUCUUCCAUCUACUGGAGAGCAUCGAAGAACGAUUCCACAGAGGAGAAAGAAAUGUGUACUGUGUCUCGUCACUUGGCGAUAGCAAACGCAAUAAAGUGAUCAGCCUUUGUAACGCCAGGGCAGGCUUGAAUGGAGAGGACCUUGAUGCAUGUGGAGCAGUCGUCCUUCACCAGCUUCAGAGGUUGUCAUGGACCAUGUCAAUGGGUUGCCUGUUACCCGAAGAGCUAGUUAGCUCCAACUGGUCCACCACCGAGCCCAGGAAAAUAAGCUCCCGUCUCCCCUCUGAUGCUGCUCCUCUGUGGGAUCGCUGGUUCAAGCACGCCCUUCUGCUGAAGGACAACCGUGUCCUCACCCCCGAGCACCUCGUCCAGCUGUUCACUCCACUGCUGCUGCCAUACAACGCCUCCUAUAGUGCCAAGGCCAAAGUGCUGCUGAGGACACUUCUGUCCCGGUCCAGUGAGGAGUGCCCCUCGGUGGAGAGUGAGUCGUCAUCCUGUGGCCUUCCCUCGUUUCUCAACGACAGCGUUGCGGAGGUCCAACCAGCCAGACCUUCUCAGGAGCACCGCGCCGCAGGGAUGCAAGGACUACAAAGUGGUGAAGAGGACAGCCAAGACGAGAGCCCCGUGGAAAGUAUUCCUAUUAAAGAGACAAAAGCAUAUCAGCUGCUUAAACAGUCUGCCACACAGGCGAGGCAGCAGAGCUCUGGAGACGAGGAGGAUCUGUCAGGAAUAAAUGAUGGCUAUGAAGAGAAUACUGGGAGGGUUGAGCGCUCCUCUCAUCAAGACCCUUACCCUUGGUCCUCAGAGCGGCUCUUCACCGGGAGCCCAUUUGGGAAGGAGAGAAACGACAAAAAUGAAAGCCUACUCUGCUUUGCAGUCUAAAGCUUUCUGGGGAGAAUCAGACGACAGCAACUCGGAGAUAGAAGCAGCUCUGCGUCCUCAAUACAAUACGAACAAUGACAACUCUGAGGAUUUUUAGGACUGACUACCUGAGAAAAGGGAUUCUUAACAGAAGCUGCUGAGAGAAAGCGCUUUAGAGAACAUCUGCAUACUGUUUAUUUUUCUUCCAUUCGUUACCCGACUAAAUUCGAUCUACGUUGUAAAUUGUAUGCAUACUGUAUCAUAAAAAAUGUAUAAUGGUAAACCUGAUACCCCUUACUGUGGUUAAAGUAUGUGAAGAGUUUUCAAACGCACCGAUGUUAACCCUUCUUCAGUCUCUUUAUCUGAAUGACUCUUACAACUCAUAAUAACAGCUUGAAAUAGAUUAAACGGGUCUUUUGAAGCGAUUUGUUUGCACUAGGCUGGAAAUCAUGCAUUUUGAAUGCUGCAAGCAUCUCCGAGUGGUCUGCAUCUAGCAUGCUUGAGUGUAGUGACGUGAGUCACCUGUGAAAUGACAAAGAACAAUGGCCACUCUGGAUGUUACCAAACGACCUGCGGACCUGUUGAAGUGGCCUAUCGCCCAGGACGAGAUGUACCGUCGUGUUAACAGAUCCACAAUGAUCACAAUGUAUGUUUUUGAAACUGUUUGGUGAAGUUGUACUUAUAUACAAAGAUUAUAUCAGA
This is a messenger RNA of Salmo salar (Atlantic salmon), 3011 nucleotides long. Its product is annotated as centrosomal protein kizuna. The record is from RefSeq and is a predicted model, not a curated record. Gene Ontology annotation, cellular component: centrosome. NCBI's taxonomy places the organism in Eukaryota, Metazoa, Chordata, Actinopteri, Salmoniformes, Salmonidae. Gene Ontology annotation, biological process: spindle organization.